AGUGUAGAAGGGUCAUAUGACCCUUCAUAUGACCCUUCGACCCUUCAUACGACCCUUCGACCCUUCAACCCUUCAUAUGACCCUUCGACCCUUUGUACAACCCUUCAUACGACCCUUCGACCCUUUGUACGACCCUUUGACCCUCAUACCACCCUUCGUGGGACCCUUCGUGGGACCCUUCGACCCUUCAUGGGACCCUUCAUACGACCCUUCGACCCUUCAUGGGACCCUUCAUAUGACCCUUCCACAAAGGCUCGAAGGGUGGUAUGA
Messenger RNA from Gloeophyllum trabeum ATCC 11539, 270 nucleotides. RefSeq lists its product as uncharacterized. Lineage: Eukaryota; Fungi; Basidiomycota; Agaricomycetes; Gloeophyllales; Gloeophyllaceae. The annotation marks the transcript as partial. The transcript has a single exon. The record is from RefSeq and is a predicted model, not a curated record.